UUUCCGUCUCUCGUGUCUGCAGCUUGGCACGGCCUCUGUAGCAAGAUGGGUGCCCCAGCCGGGCGACUGGCGGCUUGUCCUCCGCUGCUCUGCCUCACGGGAGGCCGCCUCUGACCUGCCUGCAGCCCCUCCCCUCCCCAUGGAGAAGAUGAGCUGGCUGAGCAAACUGAACCCCCGAGCGCCAGCUGGGCCGAGGGCGAGCAGGGGCGCCAGCCUGCAGGGCCCGGUGACGGCGGACCCUGAAACCUGCCUGAUGGUCUUCAAGAACCACUGGGCUCAGGUGCUGAGGAUCCUGGAGAAGCGGGGCCCCCAUGUGGCUCCGGGGGCGGCGGAUGACCUGAGUGCCGUGCGCAACAACACCUACCAGAUGGUGACCCUGCUGGCGGAGGAGCGCCCGCAGGCCGAGCUGGCCAUGGGGCCCAUCCUGGAGUUUGCGGUCUCGGAGGGGGUGCUGGAGCACCUGCUGGGCUGGCACCUGCAGCGGGAGGUGCCCGAGGAGCGCAAGGUGGAGCUGCUGAAGCUGUUCGAGACGCUGAUCAGCCAGGCCCACCAGCCGCUGCUGCUGCACCAGAAGGCCGUGCUGGGCCCGCUGCUGCGGCUGCUGGCCCUGUGUGCCGAGCCGGCCUCGCCCCUGCUGGAGGGCAGCCUGGUGCUGCUGCUGAGCCAGCUCUGCGUCUCGGUGGCCCGGGACCCCCCGCUGCUGGAGCUCUUCUUCCACAGCCCCUCCGGGCAGGGGCCCCGCCACCUGCUGCUCUUCUCCCUCCUCAUCCCCUUCAUCCACCACGAAGGCGGGCUGGGCCAGCAGGCGCGGGACGCGCUGCUCCUCCUGAUGGCCGUGUCCUCCGGCAGCCGGACCGUCGCCUGCUACAUCACCGAACACUCCUACUUCUGCCCGGUCCUGGCCACGGGACUGAGCGCCCUCUACUCCUCGCUGCCCCGUAAAUUGGAGGUCCGUGGGGAUGACUGGCACUUCCUGCGCCGGGAGGACUGGAUUGGGGUCCCGUCGCUCGUCCUCUUCAUGAACUCCCUGGAGUUUUGCAAUGCGGUCAUCCAGGUGGCCCACCCGCUGGUGCAGAAGCAGUUGGUGGAUUACAUCCACAGUGGGUUCCUGGUGCCGGUUAUGGGCCCGGCUCUGCACAAGACGUCCAUCGAAGAGAUGAUCGCCAGCACGGCCUACCUGGACCUCUUCCUGCGCAGCAUCAGCGAGGCGGCCCUCCUGAAGACCUUCCUGCGCUUCCUGCUGCUCCACCUGCACGACAGCAGCACCAUCCUUGACACUCUGGUGGCGCGGAUCGCCAGCAAUUCCCGGCUCUGCAUGGUCUCCCUCAGCCUCUUCCGGACGCUGAUCGGCCUUCACUGCGAGGACGUCCUGCUGCAGCUGGUGCUGAGGUACCUGAUCCCCUGCAGCCACGUCAUGCUGAGCCAGAAGAGAGCGGUCAAGGAGCUGGACCUGUACGGCAAGGCUGCUGCCAAGUUCCUCUCCCUGAUCCCUCACUGCUGCCGCCUGGAGAGCCUGCCCCCCCCGGAAGAAGAGGAGGAACGGGCAGCCUGGUCCAAGGGCCAAGGCAGCCCCAGUGUGGACUCCUCCUCCGUGGUGACCGUCCCCAGGCCCUCCACGCCGUCUCGCAUCUCCUUCUUCAGCCGCCAGUCCAGCUUCAGCACGGAGGCCCCCAGCCCCACCCCCCGCUCUCCAGGGACGCCCGCAGGCAGCCCUGGUCACCGUCCCAGCAGGUGGGAGGAGGCCUCGGACCUGGAAGGGAACUACCUGGAAUACCUGCGGGAUGCGCGGCUCAACAUCGACCUCUGCGUGCGUGCCUGCCGCGUCUGGUCGGCCCCCUACGAUGGGGAGGAGCCCAAUGCCGGCAGCUUAGCUCCACCCCUGGGUGCCUCCUCGGCAGCCGACGCGUCCGUCCAUCCCAAGGGGGCCCUGCCAGAUCCCGCACCUGCCUCCCCCCGGACUAAAAAGCGGGGGGCGAGCCUUGAAGUGGCCCCUGCCGCUGUGCCGCCAAGCACCGCCCCACCUGCGGACACCAAAGGGAAGCAGCCUCUGCUUAACGGGGCCCACGUGGAUGCUGGCAUCAAGAAGGGCCGCUGGGGCCCCCCCGAGGGCCCCUCCGAGAACGGGUCAGUCCCGCCUGCCAGCCUUUGGGAAGGCGCCUCCUGCCUGGACUUGCUCGCGGAUGAGGGGCUGAGCCAGGCCCCUCUGGAGAAUGGGGGGCCGCUGACGGUGGAGGAGUUCCACCGGGAACUGUGUCAGCUGCAGGACGAGAUGGCCAACGGGGGCCGAGCGGAGGAAGAGCCCCCCUCCGAGCCGGAACCGCUUUCCCGGGAGGAGGAGGAAGCCUUCCACUGCUUUGCCUCCUGCCCCGAGGGCUCUGCCCCCGCCCCGCCUGCUGACCCCCUCUCCCAGAUCCUCAGCAGCCCCCUCCGGGCCUCGGGGCAGCCUUCCAGCCAGCCGUUCACCGGCCCCUUCCUGGCUAUCCUGCUGGCCAAGCUGGAGAACAUGCUGCAGAACUCGCUCUACGUCAACUUCCUGCUGACGGGGUUGCUGGCUCAGCUCGCCUGCUACCCGCAGCCCCUCCUGCGCUCCUUCCUGCUCAACACCAACAUGGUCUUCCAGCCCAGCGUCAAGUCCCUCCUCCAGGUCCUCGGCUCAGUGAAGAACAAAAUCGAGGGAUUCGCGGCCAGCCAGGAGGACUUCCCCUCCCUGCUCUUAAAGGCCAGGAAGUACCUGACUGCCCGGGCCAGGCCGGAUGCCCCCGACGCCCUCAACCCCCUGCCCCCCCUGCGCCGCCCUGAGGCCCUCGUGAAGAGCCGCAAGCCCACCAUUGGGGAGCUGAUCAUGCGUCACACCAACAGCCCCACGCGGGCCCGCCAGGCCGCCCAGCUGGCCCUGCAGCAUGUGCGCGAAGGCCAGGUGCUGCAGGCACUCUCGGGGGGCUCCCUCUUCCGCGGCUCCGCCGAGAAGCAGAGCGAAGCACUGCGGGUGAAGAACGCCGUCUACUGCGCCGUCAUCUUUAGCGAGUUCCUGAAGGAGCUGGCAGCCAUCGCCCAGGCCCACGCCGUCACCUCGCCCUUCCUGCUGGACCCCCCCCCAGAGUGAGCCCCACGCCUCUCCUGCCCACGGGGGGGGGGGGAACCCUCCGUUUUUAAAACUCCAUACCAGGAAAUGGACCUUUUUAAUUUAUUGGGAAUGAAUGUUUUUUUCUGG
This is a messenger RNA of Pseudonaja textilis, 3211 nucleotides long. It is a transcript of the gene FHIP1B, whose product is annotated as FHF complex subunit HOOK interacting protein 1B. NCBI's taxonomy places the organism in Eukaryota, Metazoa, Chordata, Lepidosauria, Squamata, Elapidae. Gene Ontology annotation, cellular component: FHF complex. The record is from RefSeq and is a predicted model, not a curated record. Gene Ontology annotation, biological process: early endosome to late endosome transport; endosome to lysosome transport; lysosome organization.